CAGUAUCGGUCCAACUCUCGUACGGGAGGGUUGUGUCGCUCUGCACGAUCCACGCGUUUCCGUAUUUACGUACGCGGCAUUUCUAAUUGAAAUCCAAUUAAAAUACAAUGACCCAGUGGCGUUGCGACUUGAUAAUAGGAUAAUCGUUGUUCAGUAACGUAAUAUGUAGUGUUUAGUUGAUUGAAAAUGUGUUCAGAGGAUGUGAGUUCGGAAUGAUGUUGAGAGAAUCCCGAUGGCGUUUAGGAUUGAUGCUCCUGUGCUUUUACACAGUCGAUGGAUUAAUUGAGAUCGUGGAGGAGCAACAAUGUCAAGAUUUUGGCUUCCGGCUGACGUGCCGCGAGCUAGACUCGCACAUCGCCAUCCUCGAGGCCUACUACACCGCCAUGGAAGACUACGGCUGGCCCAACACGACCCGCGAGAGACUCGUUAUCAGAACCGAAAACGACUCCGAGCUGGACCAAGUGCACGUGUACAUUAGCCCACAGCACAACGGAGUGUACGAGCAGACGAACAUUACAAGACCUCACAGGCUCGCGAAUGCUACCCUCGAAUUUAACGAUACGUCUCUCUGGAACGAUAGUCUGUUGUUAUUUAAUGACACCGUCGACGUAUUUGGCGAGUUCGUGAACGAUAGUGACAAUUGCGAUGCGGUUUCGUUCCGUCGGAGCUACGCCAGUUGGCGUGAAGGCGACAAACUCCGACGCGCGUCGUUCAGAAACGCAUCCGUGAAUCUCAGAUCGCCGUUUAGUUACAGGUGCACAGGCGUCAAUCACUGUAACUUUUUGCUGUCGGAGGAUUAUCCUCCGUCCAGCAGCUGGUCUCCAGGAGUCGUCUACAUCAAAUACGCUUGUUUUGAUGAUACAAUAUCUCUGCAUUACUGCAACCGCGAGUUGAGGAUAGCUGAAUGGGGAGCCGAGAGCGAGGGUUACAUUCGAACCCCAGGGUACCCGCACUUCUACGUUGGCGAUGAAUGCCGCUGGCGGCUCAUUGCCAACCCCGAACAAAGGAUACGGGUCACAUUCUUGGACGUUAGCUUAAGAAGUAUAGGUCCGUUUGAAAACGAGUGUAAGGAUUUCGUCUCGGUCCAAGAUUCGAAUGGCGAUAACCUGUUGUACUCGUGCGAACAAGUCGAUAUGCCGAUCAAACUCACUUCCACAACCAACACUGUGGAGGUGGCCGUGGAAGCAAGGUCUAAAGGCGCUUACCCGAAACGAGGAGUCCUGUUGCAUUAUAAAAGCAUAGGCUGUGUUACUUUAUCAGCGCCAUCUAGUGGAUAUCUUGUGUAUCGCAACGAAGACGUGGCACACUACAUGUGCAACGUUAACUUUGUUUUCGUCGACACUCGACAGAGGGCGCGAUUACUUUGGUGCUAUGACGAUAACAGAUGGAAUAAUACCGUGCCUCUCUGCAUUGCCGAGACGGUUGUCAAAGCCGUCGGGAACGACUCUUCACGGGAGGGCAUCGGCAAAGAAACAAAACUGCCGCCCCACCAAGAACCCAACAUGAUAGUCGACAUCGUCAUCCCGUCGCUGCUGAUAGCGGCCCUGUUCAUCGGAAACGCGUUCAUCGUACUCAUCAUCUAUAAAUACAGGAAACGGAAAAACGACGAUUUGGAAGACGAAUUCAACACCAUUCCAUUAAACGGGAACGUGCACAGCGCGGGAUAUGCAGUUUAGUCUCCAGCACACCAAAUAAGUUUACGGGAAUCGCAAAUAAACGAUAACAAAAAAAAAUACCUUCACUACAUAGCAUAAAACAAAAUCGCUUUCUCGGUCCCUAUACCCCUAUGUAUGCUUAAAUCUUUAAAACUACGCAACGGAUUUUGAUGCGGUUUUUUUUAAUAGAUAGUGUGAUUGAAGAGGUAGGUUUAUAUGUAUAAUAACAUCCAUUAAAUAGUUGAGAAAUCUAUAAUAAAUUGCAGUUUUCGAAGCGAAGCGAGGGCGGGUUGCUAGUAAUAUACAUUUAGCGUAGAACUGAAGAAAUCUAUCUAUCUAUAUAUAUAAAAAUGAAUUGCUGUUCGUUAGUCUCGCUAAAACUCGAGAACGGCUGGACCGAUUUGGCUAAUUUUGGUCUUCAAUUAUUUGUAGAAGUCCAGAGAAGGUUUAAAAGGUAGCUAAAUACGAAAAUGCUCAGAAUUAAAUAAAAAUAACAAUUUUGUUUUUCCUUUGAUGUUUAACCCGUCGGACGGGAUUCCUUUUGUUUAUUUUAAGUUUAUUUUAAAAAGUGUUAGGUCUUUUAUUUAUCAAUUGAGGCACUACGAAGUCUGCCUGGUCAGCUAGUCGUGAAUAAAAUAGAUUCGCUUCUAAAAUUUAUAGUAGGCGUCAAACAAACGUAAGGAUUUGCGAUUCCCCGUCAACUGUAACUGCUGCGAUUUUCCGUCACGUCGCCGGACUACCGGCGGCCUUAAGAUUUUAGUUACCCUAUUUAUUUGUUAGAUACCUCAGACGAGUCAUCAACGAUCAGGACUUAGUUCGUUGAACUCUGUAAUCUCUAGAAAUUAAGCAAGGACUGAUAUUAAUAUUGAAAAUACUCCCAAAGUGUUUUAGUACUAGAGCUCUUGUUUUGUUUUUGCACCGUCUUAAUUUUCAAAGUCAAUUUUAGAUACUUAAGUCGGCUUCGUAUAUCUUGUAUUGUAUGGUUCCGUAGAUGUAUCUAUUUAUAUUAGUAAUAUGUUGUUGAUGUUUAAUUUGGAACAAUUUGUAUUCAUUCGACGAAGUACGUGAAUUCUGUAUUGAAUAAAUGCACCUUUAUCUUU
Molecule: messenger RNA, 2755 nt
Organism: Bombyx mori (domestic silkworm)
Lineage: Eukaryota; Metazoa; Arthropoda; Insecta; Lepidoptera; Bombycidae
Exons: 9
Coding region: 213-1676 (487 amino acids)
Source: RefSeq, a predicted model, not a curated record